Messenger RNA from Rhea pennata, 1421 nucleotides. RefSeq names its product HtrA serine peptidase 2 (gene HTRA2). The transcript has 8 exons. Gene Ontology annotation, biological process: proteolysis; programmed cell death; positive regulation of apoptotic process. The coding region runs from base 11 to 1237 and encodes 408 amino acids. Gene Ontology annotation, cellular component: mitochondrion. The record is from RefSeq and is a predicted model, not a curated record. Lineage: Eukaryota; Metazoa; Chordata; Aves; Rheiformes; Rheidae. Gene Ontology annotation, molecular function: protein binding; serine-type endopeptidase activity.
CCGCCGGAGCAUGGCGGCGCUGGCGCGGUGGGCGCGAGCCCCGCUGCCGGCGCUGCGGCCGAGCGCGGCGCGUUGGUGUCGGGCGCUAUGUGGGGCCGCCGAGCCGCCGCCGCCGCCGCCUCCCCCGCCGCCUCCCCGCGCCAGGGGCCGGGCGCUGGCGGCGGCGGCGCUUGGCGCCGGGGCGGCGGCGCUGGUGCUGCUGUGGGCCCGGGAGGGCGAGGUCCGGCGGCCCGCGCUGCCCGCGCUGCGCGCCGCCGUGCCCGCGCCGCCGCCGCCCGCGUCGCCCCGCGCCGCCUUCAACUUCAUCGCCGACGUGGUGGAGAAGACGGCGCCCGCGCUCGUCUACGUGGAGAUCGUGGGCAGGCACCCCUUUUCGGGCCGCGACGUGCCCAUCUCUAAUGGCUCGGGCUUCCUGGUGUCACCGGAUGGGCUCAUUGUGACUAAUGCGCAUGUGGUGGCGAACCGGCGGCGUGUGCGAGUGAAGCUGGCCAGUGGAGAACAGUACGAUGCUGUGGUGCAGGAUGUGGACCAGGUUGCAGACAUUGCUACCAUCAAGAUCAAACCUAAGCACCCGCUGCCCACCCUACCCCUUGGGCGCUCCUCUGAGGUGCGACAAGGGGAGUUUGUUGUGGCCAUGGGCAGCCCAUUCGCCUUGCAGAACACCAUCACCUCUGGCAUCGUCAGCUCUGCCCAGCGGGGCAGCCGGGAGCUGGGCCUGACCACGUCUGACAUGGAGUACAUCCAGACCGAUGCUGCUAUCGAUUUCGGGAAUUCCGGGGGCCCCCUUGUCAACUUGGAUGGUGAGGUGAUUGGGGUGAACACUAUGAAGGUGACAUCAGGCAUCUCUUUUGCCAUCCCCUCAGACCGACUGCGGAAGUUCCUGCAAAAGGAGGAACAACGCAAAAGCUCUUGGUUUGGCAAUGCAGAGACAAAGCGCCGUUACAUAGGGGUGAUGAUGUUGACUCUUACACCAAGCAUCCUGGCUGAGCUGAAGCUGCGUGACCCCAGCUUCCCCGAUGUCUCCUAUGGAGUGCUGAUCCACAAGGUGAUCAUUGGCUCCCCGGCCCAUCAGGCAGGGCUGAAGGCAGGUGAUGUUGUGCUGGAGAUCAACGGGCAAGCUUCACGCCGUGCAGAGGAUGUGUACGAAGCGGUACGGACACAGCAAAACCUGGCCUUACUGGUGCGACGAGGCUAUGACACUCUGUUGGUGAGUGUUGUCCCUGAGGUCACGGAGUAGUGGGGCUGUGACGCAAGGCACUGCAGGUGCCAGCUGGCAGUGCUGGCCACAAGCCAAGGGCGCAGGACCAUACGCAACAUCUGUGAGCUGAUCGAGGAGGAGAGACUGAGAGCUUCAGAGGGACUGGAAGGGGCCAGGCAGAGGGGCGCAAUCUCCUUACUCAAAUAAAGCACUUUUCUAGGUA